AGACUACCCGCGCGACAGCCGCAGCCGUUUUUUUUCUCGCGAGGAAGGACGCCAUUAUCGGAAUCGCACAAACAACACGAGAAUUCAUCAUUCAAACGGUAAUAUAAACCGAGCUUGAGAUGUUCGUGUCCCGCCGCGGGAACCCUGAGCUGAAUGGCUGGGUAUCGCGGUCCCGCCGGCUGAGAAGUGUUAGUGGAUUUCGCUCGACAUUACUACUAGUCUUAACUGUAAUUACGACCAGAAGCCCUGCGACCGACAUUUUGCGUCUUUAGCCAGCCAGUAGGCGCCGGGGCCUGUGUCGCUAGCCGGCUAGCUAGUUAGCUAGCUGUUUCGUAGAGCAUAUCCUGUUAUCCCCUUAUAGCGUCCAGGAGGAAAAAAUGCGUGUGUGUUCUGCAUCAUAUAGCAUAUUAGAUGGUUCAUUCAAGGCAUAUGAUUAAAUAAUAAUAUCGGAGGGACAUUCGCUAGGAUACACAGCCGACUACAGAAAUGCUAGCUAUGGAUUACGGCUUGGAUCCAACCGACAAAGUACCAUCUCCCUGACUAUUUGGCAUAUAGAGCAGAAAUCUAGCAAGCAGAAAUUGACAAAUAAUGCUGUGGUCAGUUAAUUAGCACGAACUAUGUCAUUCGCAUGUAUCUGUGGCAGCAGUUGCCUAACAGUUUCUGUUUAAUGCCGCUUUUGUGUUUGCCGGACAAAUGCCAUUGAUAUUUAUUUACGACUUUCUAAAGUCCCUUACUAUGUACUUUUUCCUUAUCAGCCGAAGCACACAUUUUAAGUUACAAACCACAGUACAAUUAAGGCAUAACAUUUUCAUAGGGUGACAUUAAAAUUAGCUCCAACCUAAGCCACCAAGAAACCCUGGGGAUCAGCCCCGAUCCGACGCCAGACAGUAUUACUUUGCCUAGGGGCAAUUCACAGACAUUUUAGGAGUGUGGGAGAGCUAGGAUCGUCAGAAUAAAACCGAGCUCUGUGUAAAUGCAUGUAAUCACAGAGGCAUUAAACAACCCCCGAGGCUCUAUGGACAUGCCCCCCUCCUUGUUCACACCUGUGUCUUAUUCCAACUGCAAUUUCUGCUGUGGUUACAGUAUUUGCCUGGGUCACAUUUAAAGAAAUCCAAGAAAAUUGACUGAAAUUGAUAUCCAACAUGUUCAAAAAUAAAAAUAUAUUUAUGAAUGGAAAAAGCAAGAUUUCCUGAAAUUAUUUUUUUUUUGCAUGUUGAACACCAGUUCAUUACCAUAAUGGCUGUAAACGUUUUUCUUUUUUACUAUGUUAAAGCUUAAUUUUAUAUGCUUGGUUAAAAUUCCAUCUAAUAUACUGGUCUUCUGACAGAAGGCUUCAUAUAGGACAAGAGCAAUGCAAUUUUAGAGAUAACCGUGACUAGCACGUGACUGUGUGUAUUCUACCAUACAGUAUUCAGUUUUUAUAAGUAGGGUAUUAUUGCCAGUACCAUGGCAUAUGUUUUGAAUGCAUUAGUAAUUCAACAAUACUAAAGUAGGUUAAAAGUGAGCUUGACGCUAAAGGAAACCGGUUGUUCAUUAUGGUAGGAAAACACAAAUAUUUAUCACAUAAGGAAAUCCUAUAUCGUAAGAUGUCAGUAAUUGAAAUUAUGCUAUAAUUAGAUAUAUAUCAUUCCAUAUCAAUGACUUCUAAGUAAAGGUAAUAGUGAUUAUUUAAGUACUGGCUCUCCAAGCUUCUGUUUGGUAUAAGAUGUUAGCGGGAAUGUGUCUAAAAUGGUUAAUUGAUGCCAUCAGUUAAUGUGUUAAUGAUUAAGAAGACAUCAGAAUUACCCUGGGUGACAAACUGGUGCUCAAGAACCUUUUGUUACUGCAGGGCAUCUGGCUUGAGAGGUUAUACAGGGGAGUCAUUCUAUGGCUUUCUGUGUCCUCUAUCCACUUCCUGCUGGCCUAUGAUUGGUUAAUGCCUUACAGAGGAGCUCUGUAAUUAGUGCAUUGUUAGGUUUUGUGGCACCAGCAGUCUUAAUGAUGUCGGAGCAGGAUCUGGUGGAGAUGGUUCAAAUUGCAGUGGGAGACUUGAACCAAGAGGAACCUCCUGUUGUGAUCGAAAAUCAUGAUGAUGGCGAUGACAAGCCAGAGAGAAAACGUCAGCGGGUGGAAAUCAACUGUCAGGAUUCCUCUCUGAAGUCUCUGCUGUACUCCAUUAAUCAGACAAUCUGCCAGAGGUUGGAGGCCAUUGAGGCCAAGCUACAAGUCCUAGAAGCGGCUUGUAGGACACUGGAGGAGAAAUUAGAUCUAGUGAUGAAUAAAAACCAGGGCCCCAUCCAGGUGCCCAUGGUGGCUGGGUCCCCACUGGGCGCUACGCAAACCUGGAAUAAAGUACGCUGUGUUGUACCCCAGACAAAUGUAAUUGUGACUAGUGACCGGCCAAAGGGGGUGGGCCAGGAAGAAGCUACUAUGCAGGGGGCAGAGUCACUGGAGAACCUUCUCAGCAACACAGUGACUGGACGGAGGCAGAACACAAUCCUGGUGAAGGUUCCCGCACCGGAAGACAGUCAGGAGGACGUGGAGAGUGGCUCAGAGGCAAGUGACUCAGUGUCCAACAGCGGCCAAGCCUCUGGCCAGAGCGCCAACAAUGUCACCUUCAUCACCCUCAACUCUGAAGAGGACUUUCCUGGGGGCACCUGGCUAGGCGAUGAGAACAACCCAGAGAUGAGGGUACGGUGUCCCGUGUCGCCUGCCGACAUGUUGCACAUCAGCACGAACUGCCGCACGGCGGAGAAGAUGGCCCUCACACUGCUGGACUACCUGUUCCACCGCGAGAUACAGGCCGUGUCCAACCUGUCUGGCCAGGGCAAGCAUGGCAAGAAGCAGCUGGACCCCCUCAUGAUCUACGGCAUCCGCUGUCACCUGUUUCACAAAUUCGGGAUUACGGAGUCAGACUGGUACCGGAUCAAACAGAGCAUCGACUCCAAAUGCCGCACGGCCUGGAGGCGGAAGCAGCGGGGGCAGAGCCUGGCUGUCAAGAGCUUCUCCCGCAGGGCCCCCGCCUCGCAGACCACCUCAGAGGGGGCUGCAGUGGCAGGGUCGUCGCCGACGGAGACCUCGGCCCAGCAAGCACUGCAUUACGCCCUUGCGAACAGUCAACAGGUGCAGAUCCAUCACAUAGGACAGGAUGGACAAGUGCAAGUGAUCCCUCAGGGGCACCUCCACAUCGCACAGGUUCCUCAGGGCGAGCAGGUCCAGAUCACACAGGACAGUGAGGGAAAUCUGCAGAUUCACCAGGUUCAUGUGGGCCAGGACGGACAGGUCCUCCAGGGGGCGCAGCUGAUUGCCGUGGCCUCGGCGGACGCGGCGGCGGCAGGCGUGGAAGGUUCCUCGUUGCAGGCCAGUGACAUCCAGGUGCAGUACGUCCAGCUGGCGCCCGUGGCUGACCACACUGCUGCCGUGCAGGGAACAGAGGCGCUGGAGCCCGGCCUGCAGGCUGACAUGGAGGUGAAGCAUGGAGCCAUUCAGAUCCAGCAGGGCGAGAACGGGGAGCUGCUGCAGAUCCAGAUGCCCGUCAGCACCGUCAGCACUUGAGAGAUUGGGCUACAGGGUGCUUCUUGACAGUGGUGACGGACGGCCAUUUUGACACGGCCCAACGAAAAGAGCAGAACAGAGAUUGAGCUGUUAUUUAAAGCGCAGUUCCACUUAGUAAAUGAACUUUCUUUUUGCUUGAAGCGGAUGAUCAGAUAAUACUGCCCACGCUUCACGCCUGUAUCGGAACAAUUCUUCAAAUCACGGACACAGGAGAAGUCCCUUCGUGGGAUGUGCCUUUGAACUCGGUCGGCUAAUUGGCCAUUGCUCUCUACUGCCCUCUGUCUAUGAAGUUCAGUCAGUGUGUCAAAAAGAUGUGUGGAGAGCACAUUUAUGGACAUGGUAUAGAUGGAAGCAAUGCAAGCUGAUAUGGAAGCAUUUUUGCUGCUGCCAGGCCAGACAAACAUGUCAACACGUUCCAGUCCUCAGUGCACCAGGGAUUCCUCCAUAUCAUUUGUAGCUCCCUGUAGCUUUUCUAGCAGUCUGCCGUCUGCACGCUCAGCACAGGGCCGCUUGACGUCGCACGUGUCAAGCAGCUCUUUGGAAGAUUGUAACGGCUCAGCUGAAGCCCUGACGGACCCCUUCACCUCCACCGCGACGUUUCCCUGCUAGGCGUCUACGCAGCAAGAGCGUAGCGAUCCCAUUUCAAACUGUUGAGACUUUAAAAAGAUAUAUAAACAAUUAAAGUUUCAUUUGACUUAUUUUUUGCUUUUGAGAAACUCGGCUGUGCUUUGUAAUUUUGUUGUCCUUGGUUUGGUCACUGAUAUCAGCUUCGCUCAUUUGGCAAUCUUCAGUACAUCUCGCUUGGAUGUGCAUUUAGCGUUUCUAAGAUGUAACGUAAUAGGAGGUGAUAAAAAUAAAGAUUUUUUGCCGUG
Brienomyrus brachyistius is the source of this 4406-nucleotide messenger RNA. Its product is annotated as BTG3 associated nuclear protein. Gene Ontology annotation, biological process: negative regulation of protein catabolic process; protein localization to nucleus. The coding region runs from base 1978 to 3534 and encodes 518 amino acids. The record is from RefSeq and is a predicted model, not a curated record. The transcript is spliced from 13 exons. NCBI's taxonomy places the organism in Eukaryota, Metazoa, Chordata, Actinopteri, Osteoglossiformes, Mormyridae. Gene Ontology annotation, molecular function: DNA binding.